Molecule: messenger RNA, 1381 nt
Organism: Cladocopium goreaui
Lineage: Eukaryota; Dinophyceae; Suessiales; Symbiodiniaceae
Source: the annotation of a GenBank genome assembly
GAAACGCCACGGGUCCGCCACACAAUCCAGGUGCUGGAUCCAGCGGCUCCAGCGCCAUGGCAGCAAAGGCUGCAGAGAAGGGACCGGGACCUCCGCCCGUCACAGCGGCCUGGAUGAACCUGACGAAGAACUUGAUCGGUGCCGGAAUCUUCAGCCUCCCAAGUGGUUUAAAGUCUGGUUCAGUGAUCCCUGGUCUCAGUGCCAUGAUCACCGUUUGCAUCUUCUGCUCUAGUAGCUUUAUUCUCAUCGCUUACCUCUGCAAGCGUUUGAGAUGUGAGACCUACAGGGAAGUGUUUUGCAUAGCUUUUGGCAAUAGAGCUGGCACGCUGAUAGAUGGCUUCAUCUUUACCAAUGGCUUUUUUGCAUGCGUCGCAUAUACCAUUCUGGUCGCAGACUUUCUGCAAAAAGCGGCGGAGGGUUUGCUUGGCGUUGUACCCAAUCGGAUCAUGCUGAUCGCUGGCAACACCAGUUGCUUCAUGCUGCCACUUUCACAUGCAAAAGAUCUCUCUGCGUUGCGCUACACGUCGAUGAUGGGCCUUGUGAUCAUUGCGUUUGUGUUUAUGUUCAUUGUUUCCGACUGCUGGAAGUCUGAGGAUGCCCCGAGCAACCUCAAGGCACAUGCAGCACACUUGAACAUGGGCAUCUUUCGCACGGUGGCGCUUUGCACAGGUGCCUUUCAGGCACACUACAAUGCGCCUCGAAUUUUCAAACAGUUGCAUGGAGAUCUUCAAGCUCAUGCGCAGACGGUGCUUGCCAGCUUCAGCACAGCAUUCACAGUUUAUUCGCUUUUCGCGGUAUCUGGGCUGGGGCUCUUUGGCGACAAGCUUUUAGGCAACGUGCUUCGAAACUACGAUCCUGACAACACUGCAAUCAUGAUGGUCUGGUUUGGCAUGGCUUUCGCGAUCAUUUUCACCUACCCGCUGGUCUUUACGGCUGCUCGAGAGUCUCUGGUGGGAAGUCAACCUUUUCUGCAGGAGGCUUUGAGACGGCAGCCCCUGUUUGCACACGUGGCAAUCACUUGCACCAUGGUCUGUUUGAUCUCUUCAGUGGCUUGCUGUGUUGAGGACGUUUCCAAAGUCACCGGAACCCUUGGCGCAGUGGUCGGCUCGAGUCUAUGUUGGAUUUGCCCCUCCAGCGUGUACUUGAAGUUGUCCAGAAAAGGACAGAGCGGUCUUUCGAUGCCCCUGAAUGGCAAGGCGCUGCUUCCAUACAAUGGGCCCCUCUCUGUCUACACUUCCCUUCUUAUUUUGGUGGGCUCCAUCAGCAUCGUCGUGGGCGUUCACGCCGUUUGGAGCAACUGACGCAGUGACUGCUCGCGUUUGGAACGAGCAGAGCUGGGCAGCACUGGGCCAAGACUUCCACUGGAUGCAGCUGUGGUGUC